AUGAGGUCAUUCAGAGCACAAGAUCCUGAGAUUGUGGAUGAAAUCUGGCCUGAAGUGAAACCUAUUGGACGAACUGGUAGAUUGAACUGUACUGUAGCUAACAAAGAACCUCAUGUUGUACAAUGGACACUUCUUGGUCAGGAGGUUGAAGUCAUCAGUCAAGAUGAAUCUAUUUAUAUCAUGAAUCCUAUUAUGGGUGGGUUACGUAAAUAUGAAGUUCAAGUCAGGCAAGCUGAGAAUCGUAUGACCUAUAUGUUGAUUAUUCGACGAUUAAGAGAACAGAAUGCUGGAACCUAUGAAUGUUCAGUUCUUAUAACUGGUGCUGAUAAUACUAAAUGGCCUAAAAAGUUAGGUCUGCUGACAGUACAAGUUUCUCCCACAAUUCGUCCUGGUGAUACUGAUACUAUUGUUCAAGCUGAUCCUGGAUCAAAUACUACCCUUACAUGUGCAGCUACUGGUAUUCCAGCACCAAAUAUCACAUGGACUAGAUCUGAUGGUGGACAACUUCCUGAUGGAUCAGCUCAAAGAAGGGGUGCUGUUCUUCCUCUGAUCAAUGUAACACCCAAGAUGUCUGGUUUAUACCGCUGUGUUGCUGAUAAUAACAUCAAACCUCCAGCUGAUCAUUUGGCUGAAGUGUUGAUUUUCAAUUCACCCAGAUCUAGAGUUGUACAGAACUCAGUUGGUCAAGCUCUGGGUGGAAGAUAUAAUGCUAAACUGGAGUGUAUUGUUGCAGGAUAUCCAGAACCAUCUGUAACCUUUGCCCGUUUGGUUGGUGGUGCUGUGGUUCAGAUUAAUGAUAAUGAUGAUUUUGUGAUCAAUAAACAAACCACUGAUAACCAAAAUUUAUAUGCACAAGAACAAUGGUAUACUUUACAAAUUAAGAAUGUCAAAGCUGGUCAUUUUACUGAUUAUUAUUGUAUAGCUAAAAACCCUUAUGGUGAAUACACCUCUACUAUAUCUUUAUUUGAAACAACUGAGUGUCAAGGACCAAAUUGUCCAUCCUUCCCUUCUGGUGGAGCAGAUUUCAUCAAGAUUUCUACAUUUGCCAUUUUACUUCCCAUAGUAUCUUCAUUUUUAUUCUUACAUAAUUGAUCAGUUACAGACAGUGUAGAUUUAAUGGUGCAAGUUUAUAAAUAUUUUGAAGGGGGGGGGGAUCGUAUUAAUUUUAAUUAUAGAAUCUAUGAAUUAUUUUAAUUAUAAUUACUGAAUUUGGAGAUGCACAUAGCUCUGGAGGAUGUGCAAAUUUAAGUCAAAGCAUCUGUAAACUGAAUGUUUUUUAUAGCUACUUAAUUCUGUGGAAGAAUUUUUAUUGAAAUUAAAGGUUGUUUUUUUAGUAGUCAAUAUGAUUAUUCUAAAAUUAUCUUGAUUUUGAUUAUCAAAUUUGUUAAUUAAAACGCAAAAUUUAAAGAAAGGAAUAGUAUAUUCAUACUAGCGCUUUUAAGCAAAUAGAUGGAUUAAAAGUUUAUUCCAAAUCUAUGUUUAAGGAAAAAUAAAAUUUCAUGUUCUAUUUUCUUAGUUCUAAUAUAUUAUUAUUAUAGUGCUUUACAUAGAUCCAAAACAAAUUCAGUCUUAUCAAUUUCAUAAUUCACAUAAAAAAAUACUUCUUUUGUUGUUAAUGUUUCUUUCUUUACUGUUACUAACAGUUUAUAUUAAAUUAUGAAUAUUUUAAAAAAUCAUCUUGUAACAAUAAUACCUAUUUUUAUAUAUAAAUAUAAGAAAUGGCUAAGCCUUCUCAGUGAAUCCAUUUGGAAAUGAAAUUUCCUUUUUGGUUGUUAUUCAAGCAAAAAGCUAAGCAUUUGAACAAGGUCGUAAAAGCUGUUUUUCACUUUGAAAUUAUUGAAAUACAACUGCAUGUAUAUAAAUUGAAUAAUGUUUAGCAUAUCUGUAAUUUUCAUGAAAAAUAAAACAUUCCAAUCUUUUCAUAAUAAUUGUAUAUAUUACGUAGAUGUAGAUUUUUUGUAUACUGUCAUAUCAUGUUUUUUUUUAAUUUCAUACAUUUUGAAAAGGAAUGGGUACAUGUGUGCUAAACAUAAGCAUGAGUGUUAAAAAUGAACUUGCAUGGAAAGAAUGGCCAAGUUGCUCUUUGUAAUUUUGACAUGGACAUUCCUUUAAAUAUGCACUAUCAACUACCACAAUUUGUUAAUGCCUUGUAAAAAUUUUAUUCAUAUCAUUUUUAUAUAAACAUAUUUUCUUUA
This is a messenger RNA of Lottia gigantea (owl limpet), 2195 nucleotides long. RefSeq lists its product as hypothetical. Gene Ontology annotation, cellular component: neuron projection. The record is from RefSeq and is a predicted model, not a curated record. Lineage: Eukaryota; Metazoa; Mollusca; Gastropoda; Lottiidae. The transcript is spliced from 7 exons. The coding region runs from base 1 to 1092 and encodes 363 amino acids.